UCCUUGUAAAGUGUAAUACACAGACACUCUGGCCAAUAAAAUUUCCCUCUUCCAAUAAAGCUGUAUGUCUCUCCCCAAGACUGGGCAAACCUCAUUCUGAAGCGAGGUGGCAGAGAAGGUGAUUGGCUAUGGCUACCCAUCUCAGGGUUUCAAGAAACUGCCAUUUUUGGUGCCUUCUCCUCAUAAUACAGACCACCUCAAUCUUCUGCUACCAAUACAAGGUUGGAGAUUUGGAUUCUUGGAACAUCCCCUCCUCAGCAAACCCAAAAGUCUAUGCCAAAUGGGCUAAAGAUCAUGUUUUCAAGAUUGGAGAUUCACUCUUGUUCUUGUACCCACCAAGCCAAGAUUCAGUAAUACAAGUCACUGCUCAAUCCUACAGGGCCUGCAACCUCAAUGAUCCAAUCUUGUCCAUGGACAAUGGCAACUCCUUGUUCAAUAUAACAGCACCUGGGGACUUGUUCUUCACCAGUGGUGAAAAGGGUCACUGUGAAAAAUCACAGAAACUCCAUAUUUUUGUGCCUGGAGGAAACCUUACAUCUUCAACCUAUGAUGAUAAUGCAGCUCCACCACCAAUUACAGCAGCUUAUGCUCCAUCUUCUGCUGCAGCUGCUGGACCUUCUGCCUCGAAUGCUUUCGGCUCGAGCCCACUUCACGCUUCCUCGUCUCCAUCGUUGAAGAGUCCAUUCGUUUCGCUGGUCGUCUCAAUUGGCCUGGUUUUACCCCUGCUGUUAGCCAGAAACAUAUGAAAAAAAGGCCAGAGAUAUAUGGUCUGAUACAGGAUGGUCUUUUGUUUUUUACUUUAGUUCCUCCAUUCUUGAUGGAUUUACUGUGUUGUGACAUUUUGGUUACUGCAAUUAUGAAACCAUUACAUUCUUUCAAGAGAACAAAGAUUUGGUUGUACUAUUAUUGUUAUGAAAGUGUCAUAUUUUUGUCCCAAAAA
Molecule: messenger RNA, 940 nt
Organism: Ipomoea triloba (trilobed morning glory)
Lineage: Eukaryota; Viridiplantae; Streptophyta; Magnoliopsida; Solanales; Convolvulaceae
Product: early nodulin-like protein 3
Exons: 2
Coding region: 129-746 (205 amino acids)
Cellular component (GO): plasma membrane
Molecular function (GO): electron transfer activity
Source: RefSeq, a predicted model, not a curated record